AUGUGUAAAAUAAUAAUGUUUAAUGAAUAUUUUGUGACAAAUUCAGAGCCUCUAGUUUACAAUUCUCCUCGUUCAGAUGUCCGAUACCAUCCAUAUGGCAAUAGUCGAUCUUACUCAUCACCAAAUAACAAUUUAAAUAAUUACAUGUCAUCCAAUUAUCAAUCACCAGCUGAUUUUGAUACUAGUUUUCAAUUUGAUGGUCCAUUUCCACACGAUCCUGAUUCAUAUCCAAUUUAUCCGUAUGAUUAUACACUUUGGUCACCAAACGGUGGUCCACGAUGUUUUAAACGACGUGUAUCAGCAAAUAAAAAAGAACGACGUCGAACACAAAGUAUAAACACGGCAUUUUCUGACUUACGUGGAUGUAUACCAAACGUGCCACCCGAUACAAAAUUAUCAAAAAUAAAAACAUUAAAAUUAGCAACAAAAUAUAUCGAAUAUUUAAUGGAUAUAUUAUCGAAAGAUGAUCCAAGCAUUAUGCCAUCAGCAUUCAAAGCAGAUAUUAGUAAAACACGAAAAGAUCAUCGAGAAAUUAAGUAUGAUAGUGAUUUAUCACCGAGAAAAAGCAGAGGUCGCACAGGAUGGCCACAAGAUGUUUGGGCAUCUGAAUUAAAUAGUAGAAAUGAAAAUAUUCAUCAUCAUCAUCAAUCGUCAGAUCCAAUGACAAUAACAACAACAAUACCAAAUGGAUAUGGAAGUGUAUGCAGUAAUUCAAAUUCUCCCACAUUAUCUCAUAGUAGUUCAUCAACAAACUUAUCCAUAAAUAAAAACUUAUCACCAAAUAGCAUUCCUCAACAACAUAGUCCAAAGAAAAAAAUGUCUCGUCGUAUAUCCAGUAAUAGUGGUGGUGUAUUAAAAAAUCAUUCAUCAACUGUAACAAAAAUUUCAUUACGUAAUGAACGUUUAACGAGUGAAAAAUUGCGUAUGACAUUGAUUGACAUUAAACCAAUGUAUAGUAGUCAAAAAAAUAUUGGUUAA
Messenger RNA from Didymodactylos carnosus, 978 nucleotides. Lineage: Eukaryota; Metazoa; Rotifera; Eurotatoria; Philodinida; Philodinidae. The record is from the annotation of a GenBank genome assembly.